Silurus meridionalis is the source of this 4960-nucleotide messenger RNA. RefSeq names its product tripartite motif containing 66 (gene trim66). The transcript is spliced from 18 exons. The record is from RefSeq and is a predicted model, not a curated record. Bases 554 to 3724 code for a protein of 1056 amino acids. Lineage: Eukaryota; Metazoa; Chordata; Actinopteri; Siluriformes; Siluridae. Gene Ontology annotation, molecular function: protein binding; zinc ion binding.
UGUUCGUCGGGUCAGGGUGAAGAACUUGAAGCGGUCGUGGGGGAUGCUCAUCUUAAACCAUCUUUCAUCCUGACCGAGGAACUCAGCGCGCAUCGGACUCUCACUGACAUCAGAUGUCUAUUGCCAGACGAAGAGUUUACUGCGGCGCGCGCGCUUCCGGAAACUUAUUUUUAUAAUUCAAUUUUUUUCUUUUUUUUUUUUUUUUCAUGUGCGCAAUGCCUGCAGGCGCACUUCGGUUCUGCUUCUGACAGUUUUAUUGUUGUACGAUUAUAGUAAAAGUAUUUCAGGUUAUAAGUGUGAUGUAAAAAAAAAAAAAAAAGAAAGAAAAGAAAACGCUGCAUUGUGGAUGAAGAUGAAGAUGAGGAUAAGAAAUGAGGUUUUAUCCGGAGCAGCUCAGACGCAGAGGCUUGUCCUAAAUCAACUCCGGUUCCUGGCGGACGAAUGAAGCGGAUCUGCGCAUCUUCCAGAAAAGCAAGGUACAACUGUCUCACUGCACCAGAGUUUUUGGGCGUGAUCUUGUCACACUGGAGGCGUCUCACAGCACGCCGCAAUCAUGGAGAAGUGCUGUUCCGAAUGUCCGGAGCCACGAGUGGCCCAGAGUUUAUGCACCUUCUGCAACAAGUGGCUGUGUUUCCAAUGUACAGAUCUGCACCAGCACGAGAGAAAUUUAGCAGCUCCACCACCUGAGUCGCGGCACCACCCGAGCUCCAGUAGUCCCACAGUGCCAUCAGAAUCAGGUUUGGCUUGUUGUGGCCACGCAGUUGUCAUGUGUCCACUCCAUAAACAGGAGCUUCUGGAGCUCUUCUGUGAGACGUGUGACCUUCUGGCCUGUAGCAUCUGCCACCUGUCUUCACACAAGGACCAUCGCCUGGUCCACGUGGGCAAGGCUUUACAGGAUCAGCGGUGGCUCCUGGAGAACCUGAUGGCUCGAGUGGAGGAGAAACGAUCGGCUGUGGAGAACACCGCCAAGCAGAUACAGGGCAGACUUCACAGUGUAAAGAUCACACAGAGGAAGGCAGAGAACCAGAUUAAAAUGGCUAAGAUGAUCAUGAUGAACGAGCUGAACAAACGGGCCAACCUAUUAAUAGAGCAACUGGAGAGUAUCUCCAGCGGUUUCAAGCAGCAUCUGGAGGACCAGCUACAGGGGGCGAUAGAGCUGUGUAGUCAGCUGGAGCAUGUGCAGAACUUCAUCACCUGGGCGGUGGCGCAUCACCGGAGGAACCCGCUACUGUUCAGCAAAGAACUGAUUGCUCUUCAGAUGCAGCAGCUCCUAGAGCCGCUGAUUCAUUCCGAAACAUGGGCACCUCUGAAAAUAAAGUUCAACUGGGAUGCCAGCUUCUGGACCAAACAGAUCUCCACUCUGGGUCAGCUCAGUGUUGAGGGAGGAAGUCGCUCGUACACGGAGGCCAUGGCCCGGCCCAGUAUCCUGAGACCUCAGCCUGUUCCGUGUGUGUCCGUCCCGUCUCUGUGUUAUCCACUUCAAGAGACAGACUGCAGCUAUCAGUCCUUCUGUCAGCACCAGCUUUGCUGCCUACACUGCAGACUGUCUCCCUCUGUUCCGCUAGAGAAGUACGUACUUCCACUGGACAAAUAUUCGGUACCGCACACUCAGGAACCCAGCUGCAGUUCUCCUCUGAACCUGCAGAGGCGCUGGAACUCUCACACUACAACCCAAGUGCACCUGUCCCAGAAUUCCACGCUUCCUGAGUCAGUGCUUUCGGAUCCAGACUUGGUGAAGCAUUCCACUGCGAGCAGUUGUCAGACCCAGAGCAGCCAAGAACGUCCUGCAGAUCAGAUGUUUCCAGAAAAACAGCUUGAAAAUCUUGCGGACGUGGAGAGCAGCGAGGAGCGUCUCUCAGCGCACACAGAUGAAGACGUGAGAAACUUCGACCCAUCCGACAUGCUGGUGCAGGACGGAGGAUGUGGAAUGAAUGCAGAGAGCCCAGAGAGCAGAACCGGUGUGUGCACCAUCUCAGCAGAACCGGGAUCAUCAGGCAGUGCUGCAUACCAACCACCUUCUCCUGGGGCUAAUCAGAGUGGAGAAACAUCGGCCGAGGAGCAGGAACACACGGCACAGCGGCUGAAAUGCACAAGUCCUACUGAAAGAAUUCUACAAAAUGUAACUAUUCGGAUUCAUCCAGACAGCCGUGAUGGUUCUUCUCAGACGGUCUACAAGACAGAACCAGAUAACAUCUAUGCAUAUUCCUAUGAAAAUACCAGCUGUACAUUACCGACUAAACACAGCAUGUCAAGAAAAGUUAAGGACACCAGCAAAAAAACUCCUGAAGCUUCCAAGGUUCCAGUUGUGUGUCUGGAACGUCUGAAGAUCCUGGUGUCAAGACGUCCACCACAGGGACACCACAGCACGGCUCCUGCCGCUGACUCCAGACUAAAGUGUGAAGGGAUCGUGACCCACGAGCAGGACAGGGAACUAAGUGCUGAGGAGGAAGUCUGUGAAAAUCCAGAACAGAGUCUAGAGGUGGAUCAGAUACCAAGUGAGCCACCAGAGCUGAUAGAACAUCUAUCAUGCAGCACGUCAACAGUGGAUUCAGAGUCAUCAUUAAAGGAGCUCUGGAACCAAAGCAAGGCACUUUUAUCCCCCAGUAUUGCACCAAUUCAAUCCAGCAUUUUGGAACACUCCUUAGAACCAGAACCUGAACAUGCUUUAGGACCCAAUACAUCUAAACCCAGAUCAAUGCCAGUAUCCGAGCCGCAGCCUGAAUCCAGAUCGGAAGCUGAAAUCGGAUCAGAUGCAGAACUGGAAUCAGAAAUUCAUGCUGAAUCAAAUCCAAGUACUACACCUGAACCAAACAUUGGAUCGGAAUCAGAAUUAGAUCUGGAAUCUGAGCAGGUUCAGGAACACUCUGGAGAGUCUGAGCAGGAGCUGGAAUCAGAUCCGGACUCCACUGCUGAAGUAACUCUAAACCUGGAACGGGAGUGUGAAUGGCAGGCAGAGCAUAUCAGUGCAGACACAAAUGGGCAGGAGGAGGUGGGCGUGGUCCAGCAGGAGUGUGUGGAGGUGGAGAGUGAGGACUUCUGUGCCGUUUGCUCCAUCGGAGGUGAGCUGCUGUGCUGCGACCGCUGCCCCAAGGUCUUCCACCUGACCUGCCAUGUACCCUCUCUCCUCAGUUUUCCCACGGGUGACUGGGUGUGCACUCUGUGCAGAGACGUGCAGCGGCCUGAGGUCGAGUACGACUGUGAGGAAUCUCGGAUGCCCCCCCACACUCGGCCAUCUGCACUGUCACCAUGUGACCUCAGGAAAUGUGAAAAGCUCACGCUGUUAAUCUACAGCAACAUCCUGAGCGCUCCGUUCCACGAACCCGUCAGCCCUCUGGCUCGUCAUUAUUAUCAAAUCAUCAAGAGGCCUAUGGACUUGUCUGUUAUCCGGAGCAGACUGAACAGAAGUAGCUCGGCUCACUACAGCUCCGUUGCGGAGUUUGUGUCUGACGUUUUGCUGAUGUUUAAAAACUGCGCCAAGUUUAACUACCCGGAUUCAGAAGUGGCUCAGGCCGGCCGCAGUCUUCAGACCUUCUUCUUCUCGAAGCUCAGCGAGGUUUUUCCCGAGCUUAGCUGUCCUGCUCCUGAUGACGACUCGGAGAGCGAUGAUUAUGAAGAGCCCGAGUGUGCGAUGGCCAUGCCGUUCUCCUGGCCUGAAAGGAGAGAGCAGAGCCACAGGAAGAGAAAGAGGAGGCGCUCAUUUAGCUGGAAGAGACCUCACUAUUAACCUCCAGUUCUGUGAUGGACUUCUACACCAUGCCACAUAACUAUUUUUUUCCUUCUUCUGUAAUUUUUUGUAAUCCUGUGUAUCAUGGUGUUCUAUAUGUACACAGCUGGAGAUUUUUGAAACUGAUGGUUUAUGCUGCGAUGUUCUUCACUGGGACGGACUGUAUGUCAUAACUUCUCUUUGGAAGGGUUUUGAUAUCUUACAGGUUGCUGGCGACUGCUGUUUAGCGGAUGUAGACGAGCAAUGAUACCGUAAUAUACAGUAUAUUUAUUAUAGAGAAUGUGAUAUUGUACGGUUUUCUAUGCUUUAUACGGCCCAAUAUAACAAGCGUGUAGUUUUUUCUACUGUAGUGACCUAUUAGACCUGUAGAGGGAGCGGUUUAUAUAGCCUUAAGCCCAACAGCCGUUCACAUUGGACAGAUCCGUGUUGAAUUAAUUUUCCUCUGGCGUUUUUUCAAUCAAAAUAUUCCUCCUAUUCUGGAGAGGAAUGAAUUCUGAUUGGACGUUGCUAGGUAACUCGUUUUAAAUAUGUAUCGCUUAAAUGUUCACUUAGUAAUGAUUCUGAAAUAUUUAAGUAAUGGAUUAUUUCUCAGGUAGAAGCGAAGGAGGAGUGUGAAUAUAAUACUCAUGUACAGGGUAGAUCAGAAAUAAAAAUCUUCAUUAAAAUAAUAAUAAUAAUAAUAAUGAUAAUAAUAGUGUAGAAUUAGUUUGUUUCCUUUAUUCUUUUAAUCUAAUGUAAUUCAUUAGAAUUAGCUUAUUAUUUUGAAUUCUUGAUGUAAAAUCAUUUAAAACUUUAUAUAAAACUGACAACAUAAGUGUCCACAUUUAUUUUGCAGUACUUUAAAAAAAUACUAUUAUUAUUCUCUUUUUUUAUUUGCUUUUAAUCUGUACAGAUUGUAUAAAUAGUUCAUGGUGAAUCGGCGACUGCCAAAUUAUUUUCAGAUGACACGUUUUUGGCUCAAUUUCCAACCUAAGUGGGAAUAAUCACACGCUCACAAUUGAUAUAAAUCAGAUCACUCUGGUAGCCUUGACCACUUUGUCAUUUUGUCAUUGUGCCCUAAACACUAUCCAUAAGCACUGAAGAUUUUGUUUAAUCACAUAAACUGCAUGUUCACACAGUGAUGAGAUCACGAUCCAGUUCCUGCUUUUUUUUUAUUUUUUAUGAUAAGUAUAGAAUCUAAUGAGCAGCUGCACUGACUUUCCUAUUAAAUGUUAUGAAACUUGCUUUAACUCUGAA